Cricetulus griseus (Chinese hamster) is the source of this 302-nucleotide messenger RNA. The record is from RefSeq and is a predicted model, not a curated record. NCBI's taxonomy places the organism in Eukaryota, Metazoa, Chordata, Mammalia, Rodentia, Cricetidae.
AUGAACAGUCAGUACGUCCGCCGAGAGGUCUUCUGCGGGAACACCUGCCACGAGCUCAAACGCUUCUGGGAGAGGGAGAUUGGCAAACAGACAUACUACCGUGAGUCCGAGGAGCAUCGCCUGGGAAGGAGCGCGCUGAGAAAACUCCGGGAAGAAUGGAAGCAGAGGCUGGAAACAAAGCUGAGGCUGCGGAACAAUCCAGAUGAGGCGGAAAGGCAGACAAAUGUCAGCUGAGAGCGUCCGGCUUCCCUGAGCCGUAGAGGACACAAGGCACCAAGUCCCUUGGCCGGAAGUCAGUUAAA